Antechinus flavipes (yellow-footed antechinus) is the source of this 2833-nucleotide messenger RNA. RefSeq lists its product as uncharacterized. The transcript is spliced from 4 exons. The coding region runs from base 1 to 1188 and encodes 395 amino acids. The record is from RefSeq and is a predicted model, not a curated record. Lineage: Eukaryota; Metazoa; Chordata; Mammalia; Dasyuromorphia; Dasyuridae.
AUGCCGGGGAACCAGGGCAAGCAAAGAACGAGUCCGGAGGCUGCUCGGGUCUCCGCAGCCGCAGGCCCCGAGCCCCCGGCUUUGUGCCCCGGGCCAACCAAGCAGGAAGAGGGCGCUCGGUGCUCAGCAGCCAAUGGAAAGGCUGCUCUUCUUCCCGGGAUAAACACGAGAAGGAAGGGCCGAUCCUGCGGGAAGGCCCCAGCAGCGGAGCGCACUGAGCAUGCUCACAAGGACUCCGUAUCCGAGCAUUUGCGACUCGCCUUAAUCACUGGUUGGAGGCUGCCUCAGUCAACCCGAGACAUUGGAGAGCUUAGCUUUUACAGGCCGAGGUCUCCCCCUGCAUCCGGGGCCGUCCCCGGGCAUCCUGAUCUCUGUGCGGCCGCUGGACCCCUGGCUCUGGAGGGGACAGCGAGGCAGGCUGAGGGACACCGCAUCCGACCGUCCCCCAAAGACUCCGCCAUUCCCCACCCCUGGAAAGCUCUCCCCUGCCUCAGUCUCCGGACUUCCCAGGCUUCCUCUGGGUCCCAGUUUCUGCAAGAAGCCUUUCCUGCUCCCUUUAAUGCGCGUGCUGUCCCCCUGAGGCUGUCCCGGUUUAUCCUGCAGCAUAUGUACUGUGUGUGUGUGUGUACGUGUAUACAUGUGAGCGCGCACACACAUACACAGAGUAUACACCGCGGUGUGCACUGGGCGCCUCGGGAGAGCAGGGACCGGCUUUUGCCGGCCCGGGGCAGGGUGCGGUACCCCGCCGUCCGUCUGACGGGGAGACCUCAAGCUCUCCGCCCCCCGGCUGACGACUCCGGGCCUCGGGCAGCUCCUCACGGAAGAAGUUUCGGGCCAGAUCUCGGCCUGCCUCAGUGGAGGAGGUCGCUGACUGCCCAAGCUCACGCUGAGGCGAUGACGGAUCCAGUUUUUAAAAAAUCAGUCCGCCAGGAGCGAGCAGGCGAGACCAGCCCCUCGAGCUUCUCCAGGGCGUGUGGCGCCGAGGAUCCCCGACUCUGUGUCCGUGGCUGCUUCCCAGGGAGCCCUUCCUCUGGGUCUCCUUCAUUUCCCUCAGUCCCGCCCCCCCAGAAGGAUCGAAACCUUCCACGCUACAGGCUGCUUGGCAAUAAGGAGGCUCCCGCUUUUCUAGAAGGAGUUUCAGAGCUCCAUCGACGAGCCUCGUGGAAACUAAAGGCAAACGAGCUUUAAAAGCUCGCCCGAGAUCACAGCCGUCACGAACCUGGGAGGGGGAGGGGACCCGAGCAAGAGGUCCCGCGCCUCCAUUUCUGAGAGCCUGUUUCCUAACUUCUGGGCGCAGGGACUAGACCCGUGCAUUCGCUGAGAGAGGGAUCUCUGGGCUGAGGAAGCCCUUCUGCCCCGGCAGAUUCUCGGGCGCUUACAAUGUUAGGGUGCCCUCAGAGGCCGGAGACGGAGGGCCGCUAUUGGCCAAGGCGGGUCUUUAACCCGGCUCUUUGGGGCUUAGAGAACAGCUCUGUAUCCACUGUGGCAAACGUGGGGUCCGGGCCAGACUAAAAUGUAACUGGGAAAUGUUUUAACAAAAUAAAUAAACAACCGAGCGACGGAGAGAAUGUUCUUUUGUCACUUUACUGAGUCCACAUCCAACUGCUAGAGACGCAUUUCUUUUUUUCCCCAGAAAAACCACGUAAAGAUAGUUUUCAACAUUCAUUUUUGUAAAACUUUGUAAAUAUGUGCAAUCCUUUUAAAUCUAUUUCCAUAUUUGUCAUCUUGUGAAAGAAAAAUCAGACCAAAAGGGAAAAAAACCCACGAGAAAGAAAACAAACAGAAAGGUGAUAAUACUAUGCUUCCAUCCAUAUUCAGUCUACAUAAUUCUCUCUCUGGAUGCGAUGAACGUUUUUCAUCCCAAGUCUGUUGGAAUUGCCUUGAAUCACGGAAUGUUGAAAAGAGCCAUCGUGACAUAAUCUUGCUGUUACCUGCACUGUAUUCUCUUGGUUCUGCUCACUUCACUCAGCAUCAGUUCCUGUAAGUCUUCCCAGGCUUUUUGGAAAUCAUCCCGCUCAUCAUUUCUUAGAGAACAAUAAUAUUCAUUAUUUUCAUACACCGUAACUUAUUCAGCCAGUCCCCAGCCGAUGGACAUCCACUCAAGUUUCCAGUUCCUUGCCACCACACACAAAAAAGGGCCGCUACAACCAUUUUUGCACAUGUGGGUCCUUUUCCCGUUUUAAAUAUAGAAAUUAAUUUCUAUUUGAGUUUGUAUAGUCUUCAAACUCAGGUCUCCUUUUCUAUAUUCAUCAUUUCCUUUGACUCAAUGAAGUUGUUCCAUUGCAUUUUUUUUUUUUUUUUGGUUCAGUCAUUCCUCUAAAUAAUGGACACAGUUCUUUGUGAAUACAAGAAGUGUUAUUUUAAAUUAUAAAUACAUAGAUAUUUAUAUUUUCCCUUUUUCUGCCUUUGACUUCUUUGGAGUCAUAUGCCUGCGAUAUCUUUAAAUUAUUUUUGCUUUUCUCUGUGUCUCCAGAGAUUAGUAAUAUAAUGUAAUAUAAUGAGUGCUUAACAGAAAUAAGUGCUUUUUGAUUGGGGGAAAAAACCCUCAGGUCUCUUGACCCUCCAUCUAGAUCUCUUAGCCCUUUCACCACACUAAACUCAAUUAGAGGAAAAUGGGGGUUUAUGAGCUUCCUGCAUAGCUGAAAGCAUCAUUGCAACACCUGGCAGUUGAAAAACAAAGGAUUUCAUUUGAGAAUUGAAACUACAACUAGCAUGGAAAUGCCCCCUUCUUGAUUAAUCUCAAACUGAUAUUUUGUUCUUUCUCUGUUUCAUAAAAAGGUGGUUUACUAUGUUAAGAGAAAGGAAAAGAUUUUUAAAAAUGUUUUUAUAUUCA